AUGGCGGAGGACAGCGAGUCUGCGGCCAGCCAGCAGAGCCUGGACCUGGACGACCAGGACACUUGCGGGAUAGACGGGGACAAUGAGGAGGAGACCGAGCACGCCAAAGGAAGUCCCAGAGGGGACUUGGGUGCCAAAAAGAAAAAGAAGAAACAGAAGAGAAAAAAGGAGAAACCAAAUUCUGGAGGCACCAAGUCAGACUCUGCAUCUGAUUCCCAGGAGAUUAAGAUUCAGCAGCCUUCAAAAAAUCCUGCCAUUCCAGUGCAGAAGUUGCAGGGCAUCCAGAGAGCAAUGGAGCUGUUAUCUGCAUGCCAGGGUCCCGCCAGGAGCAUCAGUGAAGCUGCCAAACACAAAUACCAGUUUUGGGACACACAGCUGGUACCCAAACUAAAUGAAGUGAUAACGUCUCAUGGUGCGAUUGAAGCAGAUAAAGACAACGUGCGUCAAGAACCAUAUUCCUUGCCACAGGGUUUUAUGUGGGACACUUUAGAUUUGGGUAAUGCUGAAGUGCUCAAGGAGUUGUACACCUUGCUAAACGAGAAUUAUGUGGAGGACGACGACAACAUGUUCCGGUUUGACUAUUCGCCCGAGUUCCUGCUGUGGGCUCUGCGUCCCCCGGGCUGGCUUCUUCAGUGGCACUGUGGAGUCAGAGUAUCUUCGAACAAAAAACUGGUAGGGUUCAUAAGUGCCAUCCCAGCAAACAUUCGGAUAUACGACAGCAUGAAGAAGAUGGUCAAAAUUAACUUUCUCUGUGUUCAUUAGAACUUGAGAUCAAAACAGGUAGUCCCAGUGUCAAUUUGAGAAAUAACUAGAAGAGUGAACCUGGAGGGUUUUCCAGGCCGUUAUACUGCUGGCAUGGUUCUUCCUAAGCCAGUGGCCACAUGCAGAUACUGGUAUUGAUCACCAAAUCCCAGAAAACUGGUAGAAGUAAAAUUUUCUCAUGUGAGUAGAAAUAUGACUUUACAGAGAACAAUGAAGCUGAACAGACUUCCAGAUGUGACAAAGACUUCAGGCUUGAGACCAAUGGAACCAAGAGAUAUUAAAGCAGUUCGAGAAUUAAUCAACAGUUACCUGAAGCAGUUUCAUCUCGCCCCAGUGAUGGAUGAAGAGGAAGUAGCCCACUGGUUCCUCCCCCAGGAGCACAUUAUUGACACAUUUGUAGUGGAGAACUCCAGUGGUAAACUUACUGACUUCCUGAGCUUCUACACACUCCCCUCCACAGUCAUGCACCACCCUGCUCACAAGAGCCUCAAAGCUGCCUACUCCUUCUACAACAUUCACACGGAGACACCCCUGCUAGACCUCAUGAAUGAUGCGCUCAUUAUAGCUAAAUUGAAAGGAUUUGAUGUAUUCAAUGCACUAGAUUUGAUGGAAAAUAAGACAUUCUUGGAAAAACUCAAGUUUGGUAUAGGAGAUGGCAGUUUACAGUAUUACUUGUACAAUUGGAGGUGUCCAGGAACAGAUUCUGAAAAGGUUGGACUUGUAUUACAGUAGGUGGAUGUUUCCAUUCCUAGAACUCUGACACCGUCAUUUGUUAAUAUUUUAUUUAAUGAUUCCUGGAACUGCCAUUCCAAAGAAUAAAAGCACAACUUAAGUGAAACUGAUGCAGUUGGUAAUAAUCGGAAAAGAUGAAAAAACAUCCAUAUAUGACCAAUACUACAUAUUUCUAGCUAGAACAUUAAUAUUCUUCCUUAUUUUCCCACUGUUUACCCAUUUGAAAGAGGGAUGAAAGGGUACAAAGAGCACAUUCCUCUAAUUUUCAGACUUUUGACUGUCUCUUGAUGAAGAGAAGGUUUUUGCAUUCUCUAGAAAGGGACUUUUUUUAUAUGGACGGAACAGAAGUCACGGACUCGUGUACAAAAAAUCUUUGCUAUUGUGUGGAGAUAAACUGCUGCAUUUCUAUUUAUUAAGUGGUGGUC
Molecule: messenger RNA, 1919 nt
Organism: Molossus molossus (Pallas's mastiff bat)
Lineage: Eukaryota; Metazoa; Chordata; Mammalia; Chiroptera; Molossidae
Gene: NMT2
Product: N-myristoyltransferase 2
Biological process (GO): N-terminal peptidyl-glycine N-myristoylation
Cellular component (GO): cytoplasm
Molecular function (GO): glycylpeptide N-tetradecanoyltransferase activity
Source: RefSeq, a predicted model, not a curated record